Molecule: messenger RNA, 1345 nt
Organism: Calliphora vicina (urban bluebottle blowfly)
Lineage: Eukaryota; Metazoa; Arthropoda; Insecta; Diptera; Calliphoridae
Exons: 2
Coding region: 1-1185 (394 amino acids)
Source: RefSeq, a predicted model, not a curated record
AUGUAUUUUAAUUGGCAAACGUCUGCACUGCACACCUGGCCAUUGCAACCAGCUCCUCUAACGGCCUACACAACUUAUGGUUUGAAUUUAUUAACCCCUGCUCAAUUGCAAAAUACUGAAGUUAAACAAAAUGUACAAGUGGCCACAGUACAACCACCAGCAUUACAAACCAGCCCAAACUUUGGUCACUUCCUUACGCCUCAAUAUUUAACCGCUCAACAGCAAUAUUUUGCCUUUAAUAGUGCCUUUUUUAAUGCACCCUUUGGUCAAUAUGCCUAUACCACUGGACAACAAUAUUUGCCACAACUUUUUGCAACACUACCCAGCAUAACCCAAAAAUUACCCAUGGCAACACCAAAGGUAACUACAACUACCACCACAGAGGCUCCUACCCACAGACCGAAUAUCAGAAAUAGAGAACCCACUACCAGGAAACCUCAAGGUUCCCUGCAAGUAAAACCCCCAAAGCUACAACUUCAGCCAGAAGAUGUUAAGGAAAACUCUCAAGAUUCCCAGCAAGUACAAGUAGUACAACCAUAUGAAACUACUGAAAUAGUGGGCGGUUUUAAAAGCGAUACCGCUCUUUUGAAGGCAGUGGAAAAGAUAAAUCCCGAAUAUGUUAUAGAAGAAAUCAUAAAAGUACCAGGCAAACAUGUCUUCUCCACUGAGACCACCGAACAAAUUAAAACCCUAGCAAAACAAACAAAACCUCAAAAGCAAACUGUAUUGGCAACUGAACAGAAGCCAGCACACAUUCAAAAGCAAAAUGUAUUAGCAAAACAGCAGAAACAAAAACAAAUUAAGAAAUCUGCAGCUAGCUCUAGGACGGCAGCCAACCCCACUGAUACUUCAGAUACAGGAGUCAAAGUAGAGGCUAUUGGCAAAACCUCCACAAAAGGCAACAUACCAGAAAUACCAUUUGGCACUUACUUUUUGCCCUAUUUUUCACAGGAUCAGCAGCAGCAGCAACAAUCUGGUAAGAAAACCGCAAGCUUAAUUUUAGAACCCCACUCCAAAGCUAUUGUGGGCAAUGGUGGCACCGCCAUUUCAACGCCCUUCUCCAGAGCUUAUCUGAAACGAGGCGUUACUACGAAUGUAUACUUUAAUCCCGAAUCGGUGGCCAUUGCCGGAGUGGGAGGCAAAGCUCAUGCUCAGGCAGAUCUUGAGUUGGAUUUAAUAGAUUAAAUUUUGUGGCAGAAUAUGACAAAAGACUGAGCUGAUAUUAUUUUAGAAAUAAUAUAUAAAUAAUUAAACGAUAAUGUACAAAUGUGUAAAAAAAAAAGUAAAUAUUAUAUAGAUGAAUUAAUAAACAAAUUAAUAAUGUAAUGUAAAUAUAUAAAACAAA